AUGGCGAGCCUGCUGAAGAAGAACAGACAUUUGUAUGAUUUGUCUUUUCAGAGGUUAAGAAUAUUGUACACAAAGAUUCUUGAUGUUCUUGAGCAAAUCCCUAAAAAUGCAGCAUAUCGAAAAUAUACAGAGCAGAUUACAAAUGAGAGGCUGGAUAUGGUGAAAGCGGAACCAGAUGUUAAAAAAUUAGAAGACAGGCUUCAGGGUGGCCAAAUAGAAGAGGUGAUUCUUCAGGCUGAAAAUGAACUAAGUCUGGCAAGAAAAAUGAUACAGUGGAAGCCAUGGGAGCCUUUAGUGGAUGAGCCUCCUGCCAACCAAUGGAAAUGGCCAAUAUAAUCAUCAUCAAAUAACUCGUGUGUUGAAGGGAAAAUGAUGUGAUUAAAUGUUCUGUUAUAUCAAAAA
Molecule: messenger RNA, 402 nt
Organism: Myotis davidii
Lineage: Eukaryota; Metazoa; Chordata; Mammalia; Chiroptera; Vespertilionidae
Gene: NDUFA5
Product: NADH:ubiquinone oxidoreductase subunit A5
Exons: 4
Coding region: 1-336 (111 amino acids)
Biological process (GO): respiratory electron transport chain
Source: RefSeq, a predicted model, not a curated record